Messenger RNA from Penicillium manginii, 357 nucleotides. RefSeq names its product putative tubulin-specific chaperone Rbl2. Gene Ontology annotation, molecular function: beta-tubulin binding. Gene Ontology annotation, biological process: tubulin complex assembly; post-chaperonin tubulin folding pathway. The transcript is spliced from 3 exons. Bases 1 to 357 code for a protein of 118 amino acids. Gene Ontology annotation, cellular component: microtubule cytoskeleton; cytosol. Lineage: Eukaryota; Fungi; Ascomycota; Eurotiomycetes; Eurotiales; Aspergillaceae. The record is from RefSeq and is a predicted model, not a curated record.
AUGGCUCCUCGCUCUCAACUUGAAAUCACCACUUCCUCGGUCAUUCGCCUAGUUAAGGAAGAGGCUUCUUAUCACAAUGAGUUGAUCCAACAGGAGGCCCGUAUCAAGAAGCUGGAGGGUGCACAGGCCGGCGAAGAUGAGAACCAGGAGUACAUGAUUAAGCAAGAGCACCUGGCCCUCGAGGAAACCAAGAAGGUCUUGCCAACCCUGAAGACCAAGAUCGCCAGCACUGUGGCUGACCUACAGACCUUGAUUACCGAAGAGGGUCAGAAGGGCGCCGAGAGCAAUGUUGCGCACAUCACCGCCGCGAAAGAAGCCAUCGCGAAGGCCAAGACCGCUGAGCGGGAGAUCUCUUGA